CUCUCGAGAUAGUUAAAUUUUGAAAGCUUCAUCAUCUAAUAGCUCGGAUUUAUACUAUCUGAUACGAAAUAGUUUUAAUAUUAGAUUAUAAGAGACUUUAAAGGACAAAGGCAUCACCCUGGGCUACAUCAGCGGGUUACUGAGUUUGACGACUAUAUAGGCUUUGUUUCCAUUUACUAGCUGCAAAACAACUGCUCAACAAUGAAAUCAAAUAAAACUUGGAAAUUUUAAAUGGACAACACUUCAAAAAAAAGAAGAAAAAAAAUGCUGGUUAAAAUUUACUUAAUAAUUAAUAGGUCACUCUUUGGAGGAAUUUUUAAAGUACUCACAAGAUGUAACCUUUAAGUAAAAGUUAUAAAAAUCUCUUAAACAGCCAAUCGUCCUAUUCUGUUGCGCUAAGAAAAAACGCCAUUUGAACUUUUGGAUGUUUCCAAAUUUCCUCCAAUAAAACAUUCAUUUUUCAGGAAUUUUAUGAAUAUUUUACCUUGAAAAUUUCAGCUACUGUAGAUUGAAUUGCGAAUAAAAUUCCCUUUGAAAUUAGGAGAAAAAGUACUCAAGUUUCCUUGAAUGUUUUGUCAAAGGAAAUUUGGCAACGACGGUUUUUUCCUUAGCGCAGUAGUAUUUGAACGUCCCUUAUUAAAACUUUUAAAAAAUCUGUUAAAAAUAACUGCAUAAAAAAUCUACAUUAGCUUUUGAAGACUACCAAGGUAUUAAUGUAAAUUUUACUCCAAUAUAAUCGAAAGAGGUUUUCUCGCACGUAAAUUCGACGUUUCACUCGAAUAAUUUAUGUCACCGGAUAUUUCUCCAAUUUUCAUUUCAUCCUGUCUACUUUGAUGAUCAAAAUUGAAUGCGUCUGAAAAAUUAAACAAUUAAACAUCCCUAACCAAUGGUUAGCACUUUAUUAUAACGUUAUUUCCAGCGAUGGAUGUUAGCUCAGUAAUAUCUACGGCACGCUGAGUACUUAUUUACCAGGUAAUUGCUUGAACAAGUGCCGCGACUUGACACAGCAAAGCAUUUUUGCGGACAACACCUCAACAGCGGGUUCAGCGGAUCAACAUGCCAACUCCAAAACGAAGUUAGAGCAAGUUCCGCCGCUUCCUUUGUACUUCCUUCCUCCGGAAAAAUGGAUUUCUCGCAAAUUCACGUCAUCGGGGUGCUUUUGACCUUAUUGGUGUGUCAGAUUUUGAGGACCUCUCAGAAUGAGGACGACAUGGGACAGCUGAAAAUCCCUGUGAACGAUCUAACGGAGAGCUUCGGAGACGAGGGCAAAGGGACGAGGAACGCGUUGGUGCACCGCGAGAGGCGGAUUCUGCCGCUGCUGUUGGGCGGUCUCGGGUUGGGGCUCGCCGCCUACGGCUACCACAAGUGGAAGGAGUACCACCCGUGCCGCUACUACAACUGGGGCCCGUGGGAGUCCCUCAGGGUGAAGCACCGCAUCAAAGCCAACGGGCGCUGCACCAAGUACUUCGACCACGUCAGGGACAAGAUCGCCGACGCCGGCAAGUGCACCAACAUCGCCCGCGCCGCCUGCGUCAAAAUCAGUGGCGACACCACGUGCGCCGCCGUUCUCACAGACGGCUCCGUCAGGAAGCUUUCCACCUGUGUUUGAUCACCAGAACAGGAAAAACUUAUUGAAACUUUUCACAUUUUUUUUCUUUUGAAAUUUUUUUGAAAAUUUUGUUUUUUUAGAAAAAACGUAGAUAGAAAGUUACCCAAGAAUAUUUAUAACAAUGACUUACCUCAGAUGAUAAUGAAUAUUACUGAUCCACCUGGCUAAGAUUGGACCAAGACCUAUUCUAGUUGCGUUGUACCUUAUGUUCUUCAAUCAAAGAGUACAUCAAUUUUUAUACUUAUGAAACUAUGAAAAUCAGAAAAGUUCUGUUCGUCUCUCUUUUUUUCUCAUUUGAUUUAUCAAUAUCUUAUAUUUAAUUCUUUAUGUUUUUCUUGUUCUGCUCAUUUUGUAUUUUCAAUCAGUUCGGGGUUUCCGGUCUGGUUAACUUUGUCCAAGAGAAACCUCAUAAGUGAGUCAGGAUCGUAUUCAUAGGGUCGUAUCCAUCCAAUGGACCACAUUGUGCAAUUAGGAACUACAAUUUUCAGCUUAUUCGUGAAAACACACAUGUCUACAGGAAAAAUAAUGUUACAAGCGUUGCCUUUAAACUGAACCAGAAAUUGUAGUUCUAAAUUGCAAAAUGUAGCCCAGUUGUUCCUGCAUCAACUCCUCCCAUAGAAAGCCCCAUAGUUUGCAUGGGGAUUAAGGGAGGUUUAUAGAUACCCUCAAAAUAUCAUAGAAAGGGCAGUCAUUGCUAGCGUCGCGUAGGAUUUAGCAGUAUGACUUGAAUUUGAGUCCUUGAAAGGGAUUACGAUAAUGUAUCACUACAAAAAGUACAAGAUACGGAAAACUAAAUUCUACAGUUUUAACAAACCUGAAAGUGGGCACCAACCCACCUUAAAAUAUACAAAACUUGCAAAACGUUUUCUUUCGUGUUGUGUUUUUUUGGAGUGGUAAAUCAUCGCAAUCUCUUUCAAGGGCUCAUUUCUAAAUUUUAUACUGCUGAAUUCUACUCAAUGCGCAGGGGUGCAAAAUCUCUACAGUUCCUCGAACCCAGGAUUGCAGGCUCGGGAUGCUCUCUGAUCGGAAAAGUGUGAACCGCAAUAGCUCCGACUCCGUGAUAUUACGAAUUGGACUAAAUUUUGCAAUUCGGAACUAUAAUUUCUGGCUCGAAUGUAAAUCACUUAUGUACAUGAGGAAACUAAUGUUCCAUACGUUUUUUCUAAUCAGAGCCAGAAAUCAUAGUUCUAAAUUGCAAAAUGUAGUCCAAUUUUCAACGAUUAAAGCGAGCCUUGUAGUGAACGCGCAAUGCGUGAAGUAUUCCUCCAGUCUUGUAGGCGUUAAAAAAGGCGAUUCUACUAAAAAGUGUCCAAUUUCAGCCAUGAACGUUUUAGUUGUAAAAUGUGUGAUAAAAUAUCUCACAUUUCACGUAUUCUAAUGGCAAUUAAGUGCUUUAACGAAUUCCGACCGAAUUGAGUAUAUUUGAUGUUUUAUGUAUUUCAAUAAAAUAUAUAUUGAAAUAUUUCCGAA
This is a messenger RNA of Bemisia tabaci, 3079 nucleotides long. RefSeq lists its product as uncharacterized. NCBI's taxonomy places the organism in Eukaryota, Metazoa, Arthropoda, Insecta, Hemiptera, Aleyrodidae. The record is from RefSeq and is a predicted model, not a curated record.